AGAACUUCCCCUUUUCCUCCUCCUUCCUCCUCCUCCUCCUCCUCCCCCGUUUUUCUUCUCUUCUUCCUCUGCUUGCUCUGCAUUUCUUUUUUGAUAUGGUUUCUUCGCUGCUCGCAUUUGCUCCGAUGGGUUUCUUCGUCAUCGACGACGCGUCCUCAUCGGCCUUGAUACUGAGCCACGUACUGUACAAAGCGGCCUUUGUAAUUGCUUUGAUGAGAUGGGUUGUGUUCUGGGCGCUAAGACUCAGGCAAACACUCACCUCCUCCUCCGCCUCCGCCUCCGCUUCCUCAGCCGCCGAGCAGGGUUUUGAUUUCCUACAGGCGGAGUACGAUAAAGAAUCUUGCUCCCGUUCCACCUCUGCUUCUACCCAAUUGAUCAGGGACGGUCUGAUUCAGACCACCUUCGAGGAAGUCACAAGGCGGAGAGGGAAUUACGGAAGCAACGGCGGCGGCGACUGCGACACGUGCGCGGUGUGCUUGAGCCAGCUGGAGAUGGGGGACGAGGUGAGGGAGAUGCGGAACUGCUGCCACGUGUUCCACACCGAGUGCAUUGACAGGUGGCUGGAGUACAAUGAUCGUCCUCAUCACCAUCACGACGAGGACAAUCACAAGACUUGCCCGCUCUGCAGGACUCCAUUGCUGACGUCAUCGCAGAUACAGAGCCUGAGCUGGGAUCACAGCAGAUCGCAGCCCAGCUGGGCUGUUGAGAGACUGCUCUACCUUUUCGGGGAUGAUCUGGUGUUGUGAUUUGAAGAACUGUAAUUUUACCCUAGAGAGCGAUUUUGGUUAAGCGAGGUGUUACUGUGUAAAUUCUAAAAUGUAAUUCUUGAUUAGUCCAAAUUGAUAAAUAAAUAGAUAUUUGUGAAUUA
This is a messenger RNA of Malus domestica (apple), 868 nucleotides long. RefSeq names its product E3 ubiquitin-protein ligase ATL4-like. The record is from RefSeq and is a predicted model, not a curated record. Gene Ontology annotation, biological process: protein ubiquitination. Gene Ontology annotation, molecular function: ubiquitin protein ligase activity. NCBI's taxonomy places the organism in Eukaryota, Viridiplantae, Streptophyta, Magnoliopsida, Rosales, Rosaceae.